CCAACUGUCAAACAAGACAUUACGCAGAAAUCAACUAAUACCACCCAACGAAACAAAUUCGAGUCACCCCGGUAUCACAAUGUGCUCCAAUCAAGUAUACAUUUUAUCAGGGUGCAGGACCGCAAUUGGUAACUUCCAGGGCCAGUUUGAUAAAACCCCGGCAGCAGUUUUAGGUUCGGUGGUAAUUUCAGAAGCCCUAAAACGGGCUGCAAUCAGUCCACAGGACGUUGAUCAAGUGAUAAUGGGUCAAAUUCUCACAACGGGUCAAGGACAAAACCCCGCACGUCAAGCCUCCGUGGGUGCCCACAUCCCGUAUUCUGUUCCUGCAUACAGCAUCAACAUGUUGUGUGGAUCUGGGUUAAAAUCCGUCUGCCUAGCCUAUCAAGCCAUACGUAACAAAGAUAACGAAAUUGUUGUGGUUGGAGGGCAGGAGAACAUGUCUAGGGCUCCACACUGUGCCUACAUUCGCGGGAAUAGAUUCGGGGGUGUUGAUUUUAACGAUACUGUAAUCACAGAUGGGUUAACCGACGCUUACCAUAACGUCCACAUGGGGAAAACGGCGGAGUAUCUGGCUAAAGAGUAUAAAAUAACCCGGGAAGCUCAAGAUAAAUUCGCGCUAGAAUCACAAAGAAAAGCACAAUUCGCUAUUCAAGAGGGUCACUUUAAGAAGGAAAUUGUCGGGGUUGUGGAUGCGAAAACCGGGAAGAUUUUGGAUAGGGACGAAUUUCCAAAAGGUGACACUAGUUUGGAAGGAUUGGCCAGACUGAGACCAGCUUUUGACGCCAAUGGAAGCGUAACUGCGGGGACUUCAUCUGGGAUUAAUGAUGGAGCUGCCGCGUUGGUGCUUUGUAGCGAAAAUCAAGUACAACUGAGGCAUUUACAACCUCUGGCCAAAGUCGUGGCGUUUGCAGAAGUCGGGAUUGAUCCGAUGUCCAUGGGUCUAGGGCCUAUAGAAGCCGUGAAGAAAGUGUUAGCCAAAACGGGGUGGUCCAAAGAAGAUGUGGAUCUAUACGAGCUUAAUGAAGCUUUCGCCGUUCAGAGCAUCCUGGUGAUAGAAUCUCUGCAAGUCGAUGAGCGCAAAGUCAACAUUAGUGGAGGCGCUAUUGCUUUGGGACACCCUAUAGGUGCUUCAGGAGCCCGCGUUCUUGUCACCUUGAUUCACAACCUGCAAAGAUUGGGCAAACGGAAAGGAAUCGCAUCUUUGUGCAUUGGGGGAGGUAUGGGUAUAGCGAUGGCCAUUGAAAUGUGUUAGACGGUCAAAAACUGGUGCCCGACAUCUCACCGUAAUACAAAAAAAUUGGAAUCCCAAGUUCAAAACUUCAGGUGCUGUGACCAUAUUUUCCGUGAUUCUGUGCCAAAGCGAUGGGAUUCUAUGUCAAAUCGAUGGCUUUCGUUACAACUAACUCAAAUCCGGUGGGUUCCUUGUCAUUUCUGUCGUGCUCCGUCCUAACCUAAUUUUGACAAACUGUCGUACAGUAUCUGAUUUUACAGCGACUGGAGGGGCAUUUCAGGGACAGUGAUCUUGAAAGUUUUCGGACCACCAUCGUCCGUUCUACAUAAAGCAAACACCAAGUCAACGAUAUUCAAGAUUUACUUAUACUCCGUAAUAUUGCUUAAUCACAUUUUAAUACAAAAUUGCUAAUGAUAUUAAAUAAAAAUUACGGAUUAGAUUUGUAC
Messenger RNA from Zophobas morio, 1677 nucleotides. Its product is annotated as acetyl-CoA acetyltransferase, cytosolic-like. Bases 80 to 1252 code for a protein of 390 amino acids. NCBI's taxonomy places the organism in Eukaryota, Metazoa, Arthropoda, Insecta, Coleoptera, Tenebrionidae. Gene Ontology annotation, cellular component: mitochondrion. Gene Ontology annotation, molecular function: acetyl-CoA C-acetyltransferase activity. The transcript has 2 exons. The record is from RefSeq and is a predicted model, not a curated record. Gene Ontology annotation, biological process: fatty acid beta-oxidation.